This is a messenger RNA of Sorghum bicolor (sorghum), 2172 nucleotides long. Its product is annotated as beta-D-glucosyl crocetin beta-1,6-glucosyltransferase. The coding region runs from base 65 to 1504 and encodes 479 amino acids. Gene Ontology annotation, molecular function: UDP-glycosyltransferase activity. Lineage: Eukaryota; Viridiplantae; Streptophyta; Magnoliopsida; Poales; Poaceae. The transcript has a single exon. The record is from RefSeq and is a predicted model, not a curated record.
CUGCUCAUCGAUCCACACGGCUGGCUGCAUCCAUCCAUCCAUCCACAUCCACCGACUGACCGCCAUGGCGCAGGCGGAGCGCGAGCAGCUCAGCGUGGUGAUGUUCCCGUGGCUCGCGCACGGCCACAUCACCCCGUACCUAGAGCUGGCCAGACGGCUCACCUCCGCGGACCGCCGCCGCGCCGCCGGCGAUAACAUCGACGUGACCGUGCACCUCGUCUCCACGCCCGUCAACCUGUCGGCGAUCGCGCGGCACCAGACGCCGCGGAUCCGCUUCGUGGAGCUCCACCUCCCAGCGCCACCGGACCUGCCGCCCGACCUGCACACCACCAAGCACCUCCCAUCCCGGCUCAUGCCGACGCUCAAGCGCGCAUGCGACCUCGCCGCGCCGCGCUUUGGCGCGCUGCUCGACGACCUCCGCCCGGACCUCCUCCUCUUCGACUUCCUCUACCCGUGGGCGCCGCUGGAGGCCGCAGCCCGCGGCGUGGCAGCGGUGCACUUGAGCACCUGCAGCGCCGCCGCCACCUCCUUCUUCGUCCACUGCCUCGGCACCGGCCGCGCGUUCCCGUUCCAGGGCGUCGGGCUCGGCACCGCCGAGGAGGAGGCCAAGUACACGUCCCUGUUCGCCGUCCGGGAGCACCCCGACGCCCUGGUCCCCGAGCGCGACCGCCUGCUGCUCAGCCUCGCGCGCUCCUCGGGCUUCGUGGCCAUCAAGACGUGCGCCGACAUCGAACGACCCUACAUGGGCUACCUCUCCGAGCUCCUGGGCGGCAAGGAGAUCGUCCCCGUCGGCCCGCUGCUCGUGGACGACUCCGACGGCGGCGGCGGCAACUCGUCCGAGUCCGACCGUGUCACGCGGUGGCUCGACGCCCAGCCUCCAGCUUCCGUGGUGCUCGUCUCCGUCGGCAGCGAGUACUUCAUGACGGAGGAGCAGCUGGCGCGGAUGGCGCGCGGCCUUGAGCUCAGCGGCGAGCGGUUCCUGUGGGUGGUGCGGUUCCCCAAGAGCCCCGAGGAGGACGACGACGCGGCGCCGGCGCCGGCGCCGGCGCGCGCGCUGCCCCGCGGGUUCGCCCCGGCGCCCGGGCGCGGGCUGGUGGUGGAAGGGUGGGCGCCGCAGCGCCGCGUCCUGGCGCACCCGGCCUGCGGCACGUUCCUGUCGCACUGCGGGUGGAGCUCCGUGCUGGAGUCGCUGGCGGCGGGGGUGCCGAUCGUGGCGCUGCCGCUGCACAUCGACCAGCCGCUGGGCGCCAACCUGGCCGCGGAGCUGGGCGCCGCCGUGCGCGUGCCGCAGGAGCGGUUCGGGGAGUUCCGGGACGAGGACGUGGCGCGCGCGGUGCGCGGGGCCAUGCGCGGGGAGGAGAGCCGCGCGCUCAGGCGCCGUGCCGCGGAGCUGCGAGAGGUGGUGGCGCGGAACGACGCGGACGGCGCGCUGGUCGACGCGCUCGUCCAGCGCAUGGCGCGGCUCUGCGGCAAGGGACAGCAGCGAGUGGCCGUGCCCAACUGAAUUUCCGUUGCGUUGCGCUCUUUGCUCUGUUUCGUUUAGAGUCCGUCUGCUCGCCACUCAUCAGAGUGUUCUAACCCAGGAUUCUUUUCUAAUGCCUUCUUCCUCCGUCAUGUCGCUGUCGCCCGUUGCCCCGUCACAGCGCGACAGGGUCUCGCCGGAGCUCCGUGACCAUAGAGCUACGACAAGAUCCUCCCAUGUCUGCAGCGACCUCCGUCUUCUUCUCUCUCCGCCGCCGUCAUGACCAUGGUCGUCCUGUCUCGAUAGCCUUCUACACUAUCGGAACCGUAACCAUCGUCCCUUCGUCGUUCCUACUGUUUGGGCGGUUAUCUCUUCGGAGCACUGAAGAGAGAGAGAGAGAGAGGGAGAAAAAAAAAAUCAAGUGUUGGAUUGCUCUAAAAACCUCUAAGUAGUAUUUAGCAAAUAAAUUCAUAUAUAAUAGUAGGGUAUAUUUGGCAUAAAAAAAUCAUGCAUGUGACUACACACGCGGAUUGAAAAUUUAAAUGAACCGAACUUUGCUCAUAUUUGUAACACGAAUACAAUGCACAUGUCCGCAAAUUAACUUGAUUAGGUAAUUAACUUAAUUAGGUCUUGUUCAGUUGAGAAAAAUUUUUAGUUUUAGUACUAUAGCAUUUUGUUUGUAUAUUUGGUGUAAUUAUUAUUCAAUUAUG